AUGGCCAGUCCCAGAAAUCACCGAGAAUCAGACGGAGCGUUCAAACUUUUCCUCGGACAGACCACGACGCGCGCGAUGGAACGCAAGGACGAGACUCGGGUCAAGGGCUUCGACCUGCCCCCCGGCGCUGGCAGGGGGACCGACGAUAAGGGUCACGUGACCCUCACCGUCGACGGCCUCGAGUGGCAGCUCCGCGGCGCGCCGCCGUGGGUCCGCGUCACCGCGCGAUGGUGGGGCGACGAGCUCAGCGAUAAGCGACAGCGGCCGUGGGCCAAGCUGGUGGACGGGCCGGGGGGAUCGGCGUCGAUGACGUUCCCGGUCAAGGCCAAACCCGCGGGUUUCUCGCGAUACUGCCGCGACGCGAGGGCGGUCGUGCUCGAGUUUUCCGACGGGCGCACCGCGAGGCACAUCGCCAGCGCCGACGUCGACGUCUCGCGCCUCGACGUCCACCGACCCGUCACUCGGCACGAGGUGGUCCUCGCCACCAAAGCCGGCGGCGUCUUGGGCACGGUCCACGCGGAGUGCGCGCUGGAUUACGUCACCGGCGCGGUGUCGUCGUUCGAGCUCAACGAGCACCUCAGCAGGAUGGACGAUACCCUCCCCUUGGCGCCCCCGCCGUCGAUACGAGCGCCGGAGGCGGCGCGGAGAAGGGAUGGGGAUGGCGGCGGCGGCGGACGAAAGGGAGGGAGGGACGCGCCGCCGUUUGAAACGGUCGCCACGCGCGGCGCCGUCGAGCUCGAGCCCGCGCGGUGGAAAGCCCAUCCCGGGACGGAUACACGCGACGGUCCACAUCCCCCACAUCCAUCCGGGAAGGAGAACCGCGCGGUGGACACGGAAGGAGGACGGCAUCGCGCGUUGGCGGACGCGAGGGAGGCGAGGAAGAAAAAGUCAAACGCGGCGACGUCCAAACCGGCUUCCGGAAGGGACCGAACGACGACGCCGGCUCCGCGAGAUGGCGUCCUCGAGAUGGCGGAGCGGCUCAGGGCCGAGAUGGACGAGGCCCUGGACGCCGCCGCCGCGGGCGGCGACGACCCUUUGGCGACGGCACCCGCCGAUUUCUCCAAAUACGUCGCGGCGACGGCUUCCGAUUCGCUGACGUCGUGGUGGCGAGAAUCCGCGGAGACCGACCGACCGAACGAUUCGACGCCGCGUACCUCCGCGUCCCUCACCGCGUCCACCGCGCGGAGGUUCAUGCCCCCGGACGAAGACGACGACGCCGCGCUCGUGGCGGACCAGGCGCUCCUCGACGAGCUCUUCCGCCAGGGCAUCCGCGACGACGUUAACGACGACGACGACGUCGACGACAAAAACGACGAUGACGCGUUCGCCGCGAGCUCCGCCGUCGGCGCGCUCGCGCUCGAGACGGACUCCGCGGAGCUCGAGGCGGACCUGGCGGAGGCGCGCGCGGCGACGGACGCGGGCGACGGCGGCUUCCGCGGCGACGACGCCACCCACCGCGUCGCCAAGUCGCGACUCCAAAACGGCCCCGAGUUGGAGCUGAGGCUCACAGCGCACGCGGGCUUGGUCCGCGCGCUGGAACGGUCCGUCGCGCUCGACGAAGACGGAAGAGCGGUGGGAGACGACGCCGGUGACGCCCCCGGGGGGUUCGAGCCGCUCGUGGCGAUCCUCAAGGCUGGGUUCGCGCCCGGGAGGGAGCUGGGGCGGGUGUCGCUGGACCGGUCGGGUUCGAGGGGCGCGGGGGAGGUGAGGGUGCGCCUGCCCCGCGACGUCGCCGCGGCGGCGGUGACGCGCGCGCACGCCGCCGCGACGUCCGCGCGGGGCGCGGGACCCACCGUCGUCGUCGAGGUGUGGACCGCGGACGCGUCGGUCGACUACGCGGACGACACAGCUGUGUCAUCGUCGGCGGAUGUCGCUCGCGGUUUAUUCUCGCGGCUCAUGGGCGACUUCGCCGGGUCGGAUCCUGGUAAGAUGCGGGGUCUGUGCGCGGUGCACCUCGCGGACUUGGGACGUGAGCUGGAGCGGUGGAGGCUCGCGGACGAGGGACGGAACGGGUCACCGGGAAGCGCGUACGAGGGCACCGGGUACGUCGAUCAAAGUUUCGUGUUGAACAAGGUGUUCGAGGUGAGGAACCCGAUCACGGGAGCCACGGGGGGGUACGUCGGCGUGGAGGGGAGGGUGGUGUGGGGCGAGGACGCGCAGGCCAGGCGCCAGCGGUAA
Messenger RNA from Micromonas commoda, 2178 nucleotides. RefSeq lists its product with no specific name. The transcript is spliced from 2 exons. The record is from RefSeq and is a predicted model, not a curated record. Bases 1 to 2178 code for a protein of 725 amino acids. NCBI's taxonomy places the organism in Eukaryota, Viridiplantae, Chlorophyta, Mamiellophyceae, Mamiellales, Mamiellaceae.